Gambusia affinis (western mosquitofish) is the source of this 716-nucleotide messenger RNA. RefSeq names its product ETAA1 activator of ATR kinase a (gene etaa1a). The coding region runs from base 172 to 657 and encodes 161 amino acids. The transcript is spliced from 4 exons. Lineage: Eukaryota; Metazoa; Chordata; Actinopteri; Cyprinodontiformes; Poeciliidae. The record is from RefSeq and is a predicted model, not a curated record.
CCGUGUUUCCUGAGCCACAGCAGCCAAUGCGGGGUCUACUCUUCAUAUUACGUCUAUGCACUUGAACGCACUGCCGAAAGGAACUCUGGGAAAGAGGCAACAUGGCGCGAUGUUCAAAUUCUCCAAAUAAUUUUGAACUGAUGUCAGUUUGAGUUUUAUCCGCAGUCCGCCAUGAACGGAGGCCGAAGGCGGCUGGAGCCGCUGGCGGCGGCCGGACCUCCGAGGAGGAACCGCCUGAGCCGCAGCCUCAGACGGAGUCAGACGGGAGCGGCGGUGGUCCUGGAGUCCACCCGGAAUCGGAGAGAACCAGACUUCAAGACUCCCACCAGAACCAAACCCAGUUCGGUUCCGGUUCUGGGCCCGGACUCCCCGCACAACGACCUGGAUCUCCAGCAGGACAUCGUCUGGGACGCCGCGUCCCCGUCGCCCCGCCGAUCCGGAACAAGAGGGAAAAAGGCCGCCGCCGGAGGCGCCGUGAACAUCUCGGAGAUCGUCAGCAGGAUCGCUCCAAAGGUCAGCAGCUUCCGGUUGGGUCCUGUGGAACCGGGCCGGACCAGAACCCCGGCUAAUGUUCUGAUUGUGUCUGCAGCACAGCUCCCUGCUUCCUCCACCCCCCCCCACAGGGCCCGCGGGCCAAGAGGCGCUCUCCCAGAGUGACCGGAGUGGAGAACCUGCUGCGACUCGCCAGGCAGCUGGACCAGAACCUGUUCCAGAAC